Messenger RNA from Leptopilina boulardi, 927 nucleotides. RefSeq names its product probable methylthioribulose-1-phosphate dehydratase. The coding region runs from base 138 to 857 and encodes 239 amino acids. The transcript is spliced from 5 exons. The record is from RefSeq and is a predicted model, not a curated record. Gene Ontology annotation, cellular component: cytoplasm. Gene Ontology annotation, molecular function: metal ion binding; methylthioribulose 1-phosphate dehydratase activity. Lineage: Eukaryota; Metazoa; Arthropoda; Insecta; Hymenoptera; Figitidae.
AAGGCGACGUUCAUAGAAAUCACCACAUUAUUAUAGUUUAUCUCUCUUUAUGAGAAGUCUAUUCUCCAUGUUCGAACUGAUAAUCAUUUUAAUUACAAGUCAUUUAAUAAGGAGAAAAAAGGCAAAUAUAUAAAAUAAUGAACUAUUACGACGAAAAUUAUGCAAAGGAACAUCCUCGAAAUUUGAUACCAGAAUUAUGUAGACAAUUUUAUGAUUUAGAAUGGGUUACUGGUACAGGUGGUGGAAUCUCAAUAAGACAUGAAGAAAAGAUAUACAUUGCACCCUCAGGUGUGCAAAAGGAACGAAUGAACCCGGAUGAAAUUUUCGUUCAAAAUAUAGAGGGAAAUGAUUUAGAAUUACCACCAUCUGAGAAAAAAUUGAAAAAAUCACAAUGCACUCCUCUUUUUAUGUGCGCUUAUAAAUUAAGAAAUGCUGGAGCUGUAAUUCACACCCAUUCAAAAUUUGCUGUAAUGGUGACACUUUUGUGGCCUGGAAAAGAAUUCCGUGUUACUCAUUUGGAAAUGAUAAAAGGCAUCAAGAAUCAAAAACUUGGUCGAUCUUUAAGAUAUGACGAAGAACUUGUUGUCCCGAUUAUUGAGAAUACUCCAUUUGAAGAAGAUUUAAAAGAUCGCUUAGCCGAAGUAAUUCAUCAAUAUCCUGAGACUUGUGCUGUAUUAGUUCGCAGACAUGGAGUUUACGUAUGGGGAGAUACUUGGCAACAAGCAAAAACAAUGACAGAAUGUUAUGAUUACAUUUUUGACAUUGCUGUUCAAAUGAAAAAAUUUGGAAUUGAUCCUCUCUUAACUCCAAAUGAAUAUGAAUUAAAGUUUCAGGAAGAUGAGAAUAAAUCUGGAUGAGCAUAUUACGAUAUGAGAAUGAAAUUUACGUUUUUAUAUAUUUUGUUAAUAAAUAACUUUAAAUACAAAA